CAGCACUUGAAGAGCACAAGUCAUUGUUGAUAGCAUGGUGCACUUCCUCGAAGUUCGGCACCUCUUCAUUUUACUUGAUUUGGAUCUCCAAAGGCCCUCGAGAUGCCACCUUGGUUUCCACUAGAACCCCUGCGAGAAGAUGCUUUGGCGGAAUCGAAGAAGCAAACCUUGGAAUCAGUAAAACGGUUCGACGGCUAAAACAUCCAUCCCCAUGGGGAAGUCUGCCGUGCGUCUGAAAAUUCAGACGAAGGUUGCCGGCAGAAUUUUACGUGACAAACGUCUGAGAAAUACUGAAGCACUGUUUUCGUUGGAUGCGACCGCUACGAAAAAUCUCGUGAGAAUGCGAAUUACCCUAGAGCGCAGCCUACAGCGCAGCUUAGAGCCCCAAAAACGCCGAGGCAUGAUGCGGCUAAAAAGUUUACGAAUCGAAUCUUCCGCAGCACCGCCAGGCCACGUCUUCGAGACGUUGACGCAAAGCUCGGCCCAGGUGGCUUUUCGCCUAACGAAAGCAAGGGAACCAAGUCUUUUGGUCCCAAUUCCGAAGUGGGAUCUGCCCCUUUCUCGACUUCGGAGGACUUGCUUCGAUCGACAUUUGGAGAUUCAAGGCCAAUCUCUAUUUUCGAUUCUCCUUCUCCCAAUUUGCGCCCAAUGGACUGAUGAAGACCAUCGCGGCUCUUCCACUUCCAAUCUCUAGCAUUUUUCUUGUGCCCUGCAUUGAUGGCCGUCUUCUCUUCUUUCUAGCUCCUAGUACCGUCAACACCUCUGCCUUUCUUUCGCCCCCAAGCAACCCGACGUGGCGGCGACGCGACAUCGGUCCAGCAUCCUCGAGUUCGCCGGUGUCGACGGACAACUUUCCUGGUUGUACGAAGCUGCCAUUUACACCAUUGCCGGUUUAUUAAUGCCUC
Messenger RNA from Pseudomassariella vexata, 905 nucleotides. RefSeq lists its product as uncharacterized. The record is from RefSeq and is a predicted model, not a curated record. The transcript has a single exon. Bases 212 to 694 code for a protein of 160 amino acids. NCBI's taxonomy places the organism in Eukaryota, Fungi, Ascomycota, Sordariomycetes, Amphisphaeriales, Pseudomassariaceae.